This is a messenger RNA of Prunus armeniaca (apricot), 267 nucleotides long. The record is from the annotation of a GenBank genome assembly. Lineage: Eukaryota; Viridiplantae; Streptophyta; Magnoliopsida; Rosales; Rosaceae.
AUGCGCAACGUCGCGUACAAACAGCGUAUUGCCAAGUACUACAACUCCAGAGUCAAACCCCGAGCUUUCACAACUGAGGACUGGGUCAUGCGCAAGGUUUCCUUGGCCACUAAGAAUCCUAAUGAAGGUACCCUAGGCCCUACGUGGGAAGGUCCCUAUGAGAUCACCAAGGUUAGCCGCCCCGGGGCUUAUCAGCUUUGGGAUCCCAAGGGCAAAACCUUGCCUCAUCCUUGGAACGCUGACUAUCUCAAGUACUACUACAAGUAA